AUGAGCUCCAUCGUUUUUGUGGUUUCAGCUCUGGAAGCUAUACAUAAUUCAAAAGAGGCUCAGAAAAGAAAGGGAUUAGGGGAAUCGGUUGAGAAGGCUUUGAAGGAUAUUAAAGAACAUGCACCUCAAUUACCUGAUCCCGAAAUCAUCUUCAAUCCAUUACAACAAGCUACACGAUCCGGAAGUAUCCCAUUAACCACGACUGCGUUGGAUUGUAUCGGGAAGCUUAUUAGCUAUUCUUACUUUUCAGUCCCUUCAUCGCCAAACGCAGAUAGAGAGGCCGACCGUGCGCCAUUGAUCGAACGAGCGAUAGAUACAAUAUGCGAUUGCUUUCAGGGAGAAAAUACACCGGUCGAAAUUCAACUGCAGAUUGUGAAAUCAUUAUUGGCAGCGGUUCUGAAUGAUAAAAUUGUGGUUCAUGGUGCAGGAUUAUUGAAGGCAGUGCGACAGGUCUACAAUGUUUUCCUACUUUCAAAGAGUAGUCCGAAUCAGCAGGUUGCGCAGGGGACAUUGACGCAGAUGGUUGGAACAGUGUUCGAGAGAGUGAAGACAAGGAUACAUAUGAAGGAAGCCAGAUUAGACCUAUCGAAAUUGAGUAAAGACGCCGAAAACACAAGCGGCUUCACGGUUGAUGUCCCGGAGUCAAUAAAUGACGUGCCUAGGAGCAGCGUGGGAGAAGAGGCAGCGGAUGGAUCGGCAACGGCAGAAGAAACCUCUAAUGGAGAUGCGCCAAAACUCACACUCAAAGAUCUCGAGCACCGAAAGAGUUUCGAUGACUCGCAGAUGGGGGAAGGGCCAACUAUGGUGACCCAAGUCAAGCCUUCGAAAGCGUCGCCUCGAUCAGUAUCAGAGCAAACAGCUCCGGACAGUGGAACUGAUGAUAGUCUGGAAUCCGAGGAUAUGGAAGAUGAGGUCUAUAUCAGGGAUGCCUAUUUGGUCUUUAGGUCGUUUUGCAAUCUCAGCACCAAAGUUCUUCCACCGGAUCAAUUGUACGAUGUAAAGGGACAAGCCAUGCGCUCAAAGUUAAUUUCUCUUCACCUCAUUCACAUGUUACUCAAUAAUAAUAUGCUCGUCUUCACUUCUCCAUUGUGUACGAUUACCAACAGCAAAAGCAACGAGCCUACUGGCUUCUUACAAGCCAUCAAAUUCUACUUAUGUCUUAGCAUAACUCGAAAUGGUGCCAGCUCUGAGGAAAAGGUCUUCGAAAUUUGUUGUGAAAUUUUCUGGCUAAUGCUAAAAUUCAUGAGAGCCCCGUUUAAGAAAGAAAUCGAAGUCUUCUUGAAUGAGAUAUAUUUGGCACUCCUAGAAAGACGACAAGCGCCUGUUGUUCAAAAACUCCAUUUCAUGGGCAUCCUUCAUCGUUUCUGCGCCGAUCCUCGUGCGCUUGUUGAGACAUAUCUGAAUUACGAUUGCGAUAGGAAUGUUGAUAACAUGUUCCAGACCUUAAUUGAAGACCUGUCCAAAGCGGCGAGCGCUGCUGUUAUGGUUACCCCUCUUGCCCAACAGCAAUACGAAGAGAAGAAUAGUAAAAGCUCGGGUGGCGAUUGGCAAGCUCGAAACACACUUCCCCCGCCUCUAUCCACGGCACAUCUGAGUAGCCAUUCCGAAAGCGGGGAGUCUGAAAUUCCCAAAGAGUAUAUCGUGAAACGACAAGCGAUGGAUUGUCUUGUCGAGACGCUCAGAUCACUGGUAAACUGGUCACAGCAAGGAAUCGCUGAUGUGACUAAUGGUCCAGAAUGCGAUAUCAGAGGUUCUGCCGAUAUUCGAGAGUCCCUGGAACCUGGGAACGACAGUUCGUCGAGGAUUACUGGUGAAAAUACACCAAUGCCUUCAACACCUGUCAUGGAUGAUGACCCUGAACAUCUGGAAAAAGAGAAGCAGAGAAAGACUGCAAUGACAAAUGCCAUCAAGCAAUUUAACUUCAAACCAAAGAAAGGUAUCAAACUUUUACUCGCCGAUAAAUUCAUAGCGGAAGAUACGCCAGAAUGUAUUGCGCAGUUCUUACUACGAGAGGAUAGGUUGGACAAAUCGCAGAUCGGAGAGUUUUUAGGUGAGGGGGAUGAACGAAAUAUUGCGACUAUGCACGCAUUUGUGGACGCCAUGGACUUCACUAAACGUCGGUUCGUGGAUGCUCUACGACAAUUUUUGCAAUCCUUUCGACUCCCUGGUGAGGCCCAGAAGAUUGAUCGUUUUAUGUUAAAAUUUGCAAAUCGCUAUGUUGUUGGCAAUCCAAACGCAUUUGCCAAUGCAGAUACCGCUUAUGUUUUGGCUUACUCUGUCAUCAUGUUGAACACGGAUCAACACAGCAGUAAGGUUGCCAAGAGAAUGACCAAGGAAGAUUUCAUCAAGAACAAUCGUGGCAUUAACGAUAAUGCAAACUUACCUGAUGAGUAUCUUAUCGGCAUCUACGAAGAAAUACAGACGGAAGAGAUCGUACUUACUAGUGAGCGCGAAGCUGCCGCAGCCACGGGUAACGUUCCUCCACAGUCUGGCGGUGGUAUUGCGGCAGGUCUUGGGCAAGCUUUGGCUACAGUUGGACGUGACUUGCAGCGUGAAGCCUAUUUGCAACAAUCUGAGGAGAUCUCACAUAGAUCCGAACAAUUAUUCAAGAACCUUUUCCGAAACCAACGAAAGAAUGCAUCCAAAUCUGGAGACAAAUACAUCCCCGCCACUUCGUUCAAGCAUGUCGGCCCUAUGUUUGAGGUAACUUGGAUGUCGUUCUUUUCCGGGCUCUCUGGUCAGAUGCAAAACUCGCACAAUGUUGAGAUAAUUAAAUUGUGCAUUGAAGGCAUGAAAUUAGCAAUCCGUAUAGCGUGUCUCUUCGACCUAGAGACCCCGCGUGAAGCUUUUGUUUCCGCUCUUAAGAACUCGACUAAUCUCAAUAAUCCGAAGGAUAUGAUGGCCAAGAAUGUGGAGGCAUUGAAAGUUCUCCUUGAAAUAGCACAAACUGAAGGAAACCUCUUGAAAGGGUCAUGGCGAGAUAUCCUUAUGUGCAUCAGUCAAUUGGAUCGCUUACAGCUGAUAUCCGACGGAGUCGAUGAAGGAGCUAUUCCAGACGUUUCGAAAGCCCGAAUUGUCCCUCCAUCACGAUCAGAUACCAAUGCAUCAAGAAAGUCUACCGCUUCACAGCGACCUAAAGCUCGUCCUCGGACAAACACGCAAAGCACCAUCUAUUCAACGGAGAUUGCAAUGGAAAGUAGGUCCGACGAAGUUAUCAAGGGAGUGGAUAGGAUAUUCACAAGCACGGCCAAUCUUUCCGGUGAAGCCAUUGUACAUUUUGUCAGAGCUCUGACAGAGGUCAGUUGGGAUGAGAUUAAGAUAUCAGGCUCUAACGAGUCCCCACGGACAUAUAGUCUUCAAAAGCUUGUAGAAAUUAGUUACUACAAUAUGACUCGUGUCAGGUUCGAAUGGGCCAACAUUUGGGCUGUUUUAGGUGAGCACUUCAACCGAGUUGGGUGUCAUAACAAUACUGCUGUGGUAUUCUUUGCUUUGGAUUCUCUGCGUCAAUUAUCCAUGCGCUUUAUGGAAAUUGAAGAACUUCCUGGAUUCAAAUUCCAGAAAGACUUCUUAAAACCCUUCGAGCAUGUGAUGUCGAAUUCAAAUGUUGUUGCUGUGAAGGAUAUGGCUUUGCGCUGUCUCAUACAGAUGAUCCAAGCUCGUGGAGAGAACAUUCGCUCAGGAUGGAGAACAAUGUUCGGCGUGUUCACGGUCGCAGCUCGGGAGCCCUAUGAGAGCAUUGUCAACCUUGCCUUCGAAAACGUCAAUCAGGUGUACAAAACUCGGUUCGGUGUCGUCAUCUCCCAGGGGGCAUUUGCAGACUUGAUUGUCUGUUUGACUGAGUUUUCGAAAAAUAUGAAGUUUCAGAAGAAGGGUUUACAAGCCAUGGAAGUACUCAAAUCCAUUAUUCCCAAGAUGUUGAAGACACCGGAGUGCCCAUUAUCUCAUAAAUCCAAUGCAAAUUCGGAUGGUUCAGUGAAGACCACAGAGACCGCUACGAACCCUAUCAGUCGUACGACUCAGGAGGAAGCCUUUUGGUUUCCUGUUUUGUUUGCGUUUCAUGAUGUUCUUAUGACUGGAGAAGAUCUGGAAGUCCGCUCUAAUGCUCUAAACUAUCUUUUUGAAUCGUUAAUCAGAUAUGGAGGCGACUUUCCCUCUGAUUUUUGGGAUAUUCUGUGGCGACAACUCCUUUAUCCUAUCUUUAUGGUUCUCAAAUCGAAGUCUGAGAUGUCUAAUGUUGUCAAUCAUGAGGAAUUGUCUGUAUGGCUAUCGACUACGAUGAUUCAAGCUCUCCGAAACAUGAUCACCUUAUUUACUCAUUACUUUGAGUCGCUGGAGUACAUGCUGGAUAGAUUUCUUGAUCUACUUGCUUUAUGUAUAUGUCAAGAAAAUGAUACAAUCGCUCGAAUCGGCAGCAAUUGUUUACAGCAAUUGAUUUUGCAAAACGUGACAAAAUUCAAACCCCAACAUUGGUCGAAGAUAGUCGGAGCAUUUGUCGAGUUGUUUGAAAGAACCACUGCAUAUCAAUUAUUCUCCGCUGCAACAUCAUCUGCAGCAGGGGGGACUAUGGAGAGUACUGUGUCACCAAUGGAAGAUCUUGAAGAUGAUCAAACUCUAAAGAUCAAUGGUACAACUGGUGCUGCGACCUCGGAUGCAGAAAGUAUUGCCGAGCAAGAAGGUCAGACAACGGUAGCUCAGACUCCAGAAUUAGAAGACUACAAGCCACAAUCAGGUCUCCAACAACAGCCAGUGGUCGUCACGGCAGCUCGCCGCCGCUUCUUCAACAAAAUCAUUACUAGAUGUGUUUUGCAACUUUUGAUGAUCGAGACUGUCAAUGAGCUUUUCUCCAACGACACAGUCUAUGCGCAGAUUCCUAGCCCAGAACUUCUCAGACUCAUGGCUUUACUCAAAAAGUCUUUCUUAUUCGCCAAGAGAUUCAACGAAAACAAGGAACUUCGCAUGCGCUUAUGGCGUGAAGGCUUUAUGAAACAGCCACCCAAUUUAUUAAAGCAAGAAUCUGGGAGUGCAGCGACAUAUGUUUCCAUUUUGCUUAGAAUGUACCAUGAUGAAGGUGAAGAGCGAAAACAAAACAGAGCAGAUACAGAACAAGCAUUGGUACCAUUGUGCGCCGAUAUUAUCCGUGGUUUCACACUGCUUGAAGAAGAGAGUCAACAGAGGAACAUUAUUGCAUGGCGACCGGUGGUCGUUGAUGUUUUGGAAGGGUACAUGAACUUCCCACGAGAAGGGUUCGAGAAGUACGUCGAGGUAUUCUAUCCACUCGCAGUGGACUUGCUUUCUAGGGAUAUGGGAGUGGAAAUCAGAUUGGCGUUACAAGGACUUUUACGACGGGUUGGGGAGGUCAAAUUGGGUCUCCCACCUUCGGCGAGACCAUCUACGCCAACAAGUCCUACUUCAUUUCAAUUUGGGGGCGGAAGGCGGAUGAGCCGUAGGGAUUGA
Messenger RNA from Sclerotinia borealis F-4128, 5454 nucleotides. Lineage: Eukaryota; Fungi; Ascomycota; Leotiomycetes; Helotiales; Sclerotiniaceae. The record is from the annotation of a GenBank genome assembly.